Messenger RNA from Impatiens glandulifera, 1044 nucleotides. Its product is annotated as calreticulin-3-like. Gene Ontology annotation, biological process: protein folding. The transcript has 9 exons. Gene Ontology annotation, molecular function: calcium ion binding. Bases 1 to 1029 code for a protein of 342 amino acids. The record is from RefSeq and is a predicted model, not a curated record. Lineage: Eukaryota; Viridiplantae; Streptophyta; Magnoliopsida; Ericales; Balsaminaceae. Gene Ontology annotation, cellular component: endoplasmic reticulum membrane; endoplasmic reticulum.
AUGGAGAAGACCAGACCGUUUCUUGAAAUACUAAAUAUUCUCACUUUCGAUUUUCUGUCGAAAAUGGCAGUUGUUGCAACUCACUUCAUCAGAGGGCUUCUCCUCUUUCUCCUCCCAACCCUGAGCUUCCUCUCUCUAAUCUCUUUCGCCACCUCCGAAAUUUUCUUCGAAGAGAAAUUCGAUGAUGACUGGAAAACCCGUUGGGUUAUAUCUGAUUGGAAGAGAGCUGAAGGGAAAGCUGGUCUGUUCAAACACACAGCUGGAAAAUGGGCUGCAGAUCCUAACGACAAAGGGAUACAAACAUAUAAUGAUGCAAAACAUUAUGCUGUAUCUUCGAAGAUACCAGAGUUUAGUAAUAGAGACAGAACCCUAGUGGUUCAGUAUUCUAUAAAGCUUGAACAAGACAUAGAAUGUGGUGGAGGUUAUAUUAAACUUCUAUCUGGUUAUGUAAAUCAGAAGAAAUUUGGUGGUGAUACUCCUUACAGCUUGAUGUUUGGACCAGAUAUAUGUGGCACACAGAAAAAAAGUCUCCAUGUUUUAUUUUCUUAUCAGGGGCAGAAUUAUCCGAUAAAGAAGGAUAUACAAUGUGAAACUGACAAAUUAACACAUUUUUACACAUUUAUUUUAAGACCUGAUGCAACUUAUAGUGUUCUUGUUGAUAAUCGAGAAAGAGAAUCCGGAAGUUUAUAUACUGAUUGGGAUAUCUUUCCACCAAGGAAAAUUAAAGAUGUUCAUGCUAAGAGGCCAAAAAAUUGGGAUGAUAGAGAAUAUAUAGUUGAUCCCAAUGACGUAAAACCAGAGGGAUAUGAUUCAAUUCCAGCUGAGAUCCCCGAUCCAAAGGCUAGAAAGCCUGCUGAUUGGGAUGACGAAGAUGAUGGUUUAUGGAAGGCAAAGAAGAUUCCAAAUCCAGCAUACAAAGGACCUUGGAAACCAAAAAAAAUCAAGAACCCUAACUAUAAGGGAAAAUGGAAAAUCCCAUGGAUUGACAACCCAGGUACUGUCAUAACUCAUAUGAUAAUCUCCUAUUGAAUUAUCAAAAUGAUA